Messenger RNA from Papaver somniferum (opium poppy), 1393 nucleotides. RefSeq names its product cysteine-rich repeat secretory protein 11-like. The record is from RefSeq and is a predicted model, not a curated record. The coding region runs from base 154 to 1011 and encodes 285 amino acids. Gene Ontology annotation, cellular component: plasmodesma. Gene Ontology annotation, biological process: plasmodesmata-mediated intercellular transport; transport of virus in multicellular host. NCBI's taxonomy places the organism in Eukaryota, Viridiplantae, Streptophyta, Magnoliopsida, Ranunculales, Papaveraceae. The transcript has 3 exons.
UGACUCUGUCCAUCAUAAAGUCACUAGUGAAAAAGCAACAUCAAAGAGGCUCCUGCUCCUGCUCCUGCUCCUCCUUUCUGUAUUCUACUACUCUCCAUCAACAAAAAGCAAAAAUGAUGAUUUAAUUCCAAAAAGCAACCUUCAAAAACAAACAUGGGCUCUGUUUCUCUCAUCUCCCUAACUCUGUUUUUCUUCUUCUUCUCAUCAGCUCUUUCUCAAGAUAUAACAAAUUUAGUCUACAAAGGGUGUGCAAAUCAAACCUCUAAUGACCCAUCUUUCAAACAAACCAUCACCUACGUUUUCAACACUUUAUCUUCACAAUCAUCCAAAACCAAAUUCUCAAAAACAUCUUCAGGGUCAGGUUCAGGUACAGCUUCCAUUUCUGGGCUGUUUCAAUGUAGAGGAGAUCUAAACGGCAAUGAUUGUAACAAAUGUGUGAAUAAAAUCCCAGAUAUGUUGAAUAGAUUAUGUGGUAAUACAGUAGCAGGAAGGAUACAACUAAAUGGUUGUUAUGGUUUAUAUGAAGCUGCUGGUUUUCCUCAAGUUUCAGGUGUGAAAUUGCUUUUUAAAACUUGUGGUAGUGUACAAGUAGCUGGGAGUGGAUUUGAUGAUCGGAGAAACACAGCUUUUGGGCAAGUUCAGAAUGGGAUUGUGAAUGGAAAUGGGUUUUAUGCAACUAGUUUUGAAUCUAUGUAUGUGAUGGGUCAGUGUGAAGGUAGUUUGAGCUCAGGGGAUUGUGUUACUUGUAUAAAAUCAGCUGUUCAGAAUGCUCAAAUCCAAUGUGGGGGUGCAAUUUCUGGUCAGAUUUAUCUUCAUAAGUGUUAUAUUAGCUAUAGUUAUUACCCAAAUGGUGUUCCUACUAAAUCUUCUCAUUCUUCAGGACCACAAAACAGCAGCAACCUAGGGAAAACAAUAGCUAUUGUGGUUGGAGGAACCGCAGCUGGAGGAUUCUUGUUUGUUUUUCUCUUGUUUCUAAAAUCUCUGUGUAAGAAGAAAAAAGAUGAUUACUGAGUUGUAGUUGUUGGAGGAAUUAAGAGAGGAAAAUUUUGAAGAGGGCAGGGCAAUUGAAUGAUGUUCUUAUUUUAGUAGUAUUUUUUAUUCUGGAAUGAAGAAGGGAAAAAGCAUUGGAAGGUGUGAAAAGGAUGAUAAAGAAGAUUUGAUGGUUUUUGUUUGGGGUGAGUAAUGUGAAUGAAUGUGAUGGUGGGAGGGAGGGAUGGUCAAAAACACACUCAUGUUGUGUAAUGUAUAUGAAUACUGAAUAGGAGUAUUUAGGCAUGUUGCUUUUCCUUUGUUUUAGUUACUAGUGUUGUUGUUACUCUCUUUUCUGUUUCUCCACUCAAUUUUUCUUUAAAAGUCCUAGUUGCGAAUUGCAAUCAAAAUUGGUUAGCUUCUA